Messenger RNA from Neohortaea acidophila, 2924 nucleotides. RefSeq names its product multifunctional beta-oxidation protein-like protein. The record is from RefSeq and is a predicted model, not a curated record. Lineage: Eukaryota; Fungi; Ascomycota; Dothideomycetes; Mycosphaerellales; Teratosphaeriaceae. Bases 125 to 2839 code for a protein of 904 amino acids. Gene Ontology annotation, molecular function: oxidoreductase activity. The transcript is spliced from 4 exons.
UCUCUCAUCAUCCCCCAGGGAACACGUCUGCGGCUUUCGACAUUUCCCCCACACUCCUUCUCUCACCCCUAUACCCAUCUCGAAGACUGCAAAUCACAGUCUUUUGUCCCUUCCGAGCAUCACCAUGGCUCCCGAGAAGCUGCGAUACGAUGGCCAGACCGUCGUGGUGACGGGUGCCGGCGGCGGGCUGGGAAAGGCGUAUGCCGUCUUCUUCGGCUCUCGAGGCGCCAAUGUCGUCGUCAACGACCUCGGCGGCAGUGCUAAAGGCGAGGGCAGCGGCAAGAACAUGGCCGACGAAGUGGUCAAGCAGAUCCGCGACGCAGGCGGCAAGGCCGUGGCCAACUACGACGAUGUGAUGAACGGCGAAGCCAUUAUCAAGACGGCCAUUGACAACUUCGGACGCAUCGAUGUGCUGAUCAACAACGCCGGCAUCCUGCGCGACAUCAGCUUCAAGAACAUGAAGGAUCAAGAUUGGGAUCUCAUUAUGAAGGUGCACGUGCAGGGCGCGUACCGGUGUGCAAGAGCUGCGUGGCCGCACUUCCGGAAACAAAAGUACGGCCGAUUGAUCAGCACUGCUUCUGCUGCUGGCCUGUACGGCUCAUUCGGACAAACCAACUACUCUGCGGCCAAGCUUGCCCUAGUGGGCUUCACAGAAUCUCUUGCGAAGGAGGGCGUCAAGUACAACAUCCUGUGCAACACCAUCGCGCCAAUCGCCGGCUCUCGCCUGACGGCCACUGUCAUGCCCCAAGAAGUCCUCGAGCUGCUCAGACCCGAGUUUGUGGUUCCCUUGGUCGCCGUCUUGUGCCACUCCUCCAACGAAGACGAGACUGGUUCCAUCUUCGAGGUCGGCGGUGGUUACGUUGCCAAGAUCCGUUGGGAGCGGACCCAAGGUGCUCUGCUUCGUGCCGACGAGUCCUUCACUCCAGGCGCGUUGCUCCAGAAGUGGAAGGAUGUUGCCGACUUUUCGCGCGAGAAUCAGCACGCCAGUGGGCCGGCAGAUUUUGCCGGUCUUCUCGAGGAUGCUCAGAAGCUUCCCAAUAACCCGAAGGCCGAGGAACUCGACUUCAAGGGCAAAGUCGCCGUCGUCACCGGCGGUGGCGCAGGUCUAGGCAGAAUCUACUGUUUGUCAUUGGCCAAAUAUGGUGCUAAAGUUGUUGUCAACGACCUCGCUGAUCCCGAGCCUGUUGUGAAAGAGAUCAAAGACAUGGGAGGUGAGGCUUUUGGCGUAAAGGCCAGUGCCGAAGACGGUGACAAGAUUGUCAAGGCCGUGAUUGACAAAUACGGCCGCAUUGACAUCCUCAUCAAUAAUGCCGGUAUCCUGCGCGACAAGUCUUUCAACAACAUGACGCACGAGCAAUUCGACCAGGUUCUGAACGUGCAUCUGCGCGGUACCUACAAGACCACCAAGGCCGCCUGGCCGUAUUUCCAGAAGCAGAAGUAUGGCCGAGUUGUGAACACCACUUCUUCCACUGGUAUCUACGGCAACUUCGGACAGGCAAACUACGCCGCAGCAAAGGCCGGCAUUCUCGGCUUCGCCAGAGCCCUGGCUCUCGAGGGCGCAAAGUACAACAUUCACGUCAACACCAUCGCCCCCAACGCCGGUACAGCGAUGACAAAGACCGUCCUCCCCGAGGAAUUGGUUCAAGCCUUCAAGCCGGACUACGUCGCGCCGAUCGUGAUGCUUCUCUGCUCCGACAAGCUCCCCGCACCCGGCACCGGCCGUCUGUUCGAGUCCGGCUCCGGCUGGGCCGCCGAGACGAGAUGGCAGCGUACCGGCGGUUGGGGCUUCCCUGUCGACAAGGAGUUCACGCCUGAAGAUCUGCUCGCGAAGUGGGACAAGGUGCGCGAUUUCGACGACGGCCGCGCCGAGUAUCCCAAGAGUGCGCAAGAGUCGACGGAGAAGAUCAUGGCCAAUGCCAACAAUAAGGUCAACAAGGGCAAGUCGUCUGGUGGCGAGGGCGAUUACGUGCAAAAGAUCCAGGAGGCUCUUAAGGCGAAGGCCGACGGGACCGACUACAGCUAUGAUGAGAAGGAUAUCAUUCUGUACAACCUCGGCAUCGGCGCGAAGCGAUCAGACCUGCAUCUUGUCUACGAGAACAACGACGAUUUCCAGGUUGUUCCUACGUUCGGAAUCAUUCCACCAUUCAAUGCCGUGGCGCCAUUCAGUCUCGCCGAGCUCAUGCCCAAUUUCUCACCCAUGAUGUUGCUGCACGGCGAGCAGUACCUGGAAAUCCGACAAUUCCCCAUUCCAACCGAAGCAAAUCUGGUCGCCUAUCCCAAGCUAGUGGAGAUUGUGGACAAGAAGAAGGCUGCCGUUGCCGUGGUCGGCACCACCACGCAGGACAAGAAGACGGGCAAAGACGUCUUCUACAGCGAAUCCACCGCCUUCAUCCGCGGCUCCGGCGGCUUUGGCGGCAACUCCCAAGGCGCAGACCGGGGCAACGCCACCAAAAUCUACCAACCCCCGAAGCGCAAGCCCGACGUUGUCAUCGAAGAGAAGACCACGGAAGAGCAAGCAGCCAUCUACCGGCUCUCGGGCGACCGCAACCCGCUGCACAUCGACCCCGAGUUCAGCAAAGUCGGCGGCUACAAAGUCCCCAUUUUGCACGGCUUGUGCUUCUUCGGCAUCGCGGGCAAGCACAUCCUCAACAACUUUGGCGCGUUCAAGAAUAUCAAGGUGCGCUUUGCGGGCGUGGUGAUUCCGGGCGAGACGGUGGUCACGGAGAUGUGGAAGGAGGGGAAUACCGUUGUCUUCCAGCAGAAGGUGAAGGAGACGGGCAAGUUGAGUAUUUCUGGCGCUGGUGCGGAGCUGGUGGAUGGGGGGAAGAGCAAGUUGUAGAGCUUGUAGUAUGGCUUGGUUAACAGGUGCUCGAUUUGGUGAUUAAUACACAUCCACUUCCCUAUGAUUACUUUCACGCCAGAAG